Lactuca virosa is the source of this 913-nucleotide messenger RNA. Lineage: Eukaryota; Viridiplantae; Streptophyta; Magnoliopsida; Asterales; Asteraceae. The record is from the annotation of a GenBank genome assembly.
AUUGCCCCCAACGAUUUUGCUAAAAUCCCAAAUGAGUCCCUAUUUCCCCAUCGAUGCUCAGGCGAGACUGCUUUCGUUGUUCCUUACACAGUUUUAGGGCGUAUCGGUCGCCAUUGCCAUUUGGCUCUCACACUCAUAAUUUCUGACAGUUGUGUUCUCUCUCUAGAAACUACGUUGAUCGGACAUUAUUCGCCUCACUCGCAACGUGACUAUGGUCAAUCCACAACCAUUAGAUCAAGAAGACACGGAGAUGCUUGCUCAGCACACGGAGCCACGGGAACCGGUGCAAGUUGAUGCGGUGCUCGAUGGUACUCAGCCUAUGGAAGUUGAGGAUGGUGGUGCUGCUGCUUUGAAUGGCAUCCCAACUGGUGGAGGCAAGGGUGAUAUUCUUGAUAGCCGAAAAUCUCGUGAUAUGGCUGAUUUAGAUGUGGGUGGAGGCGAUGGUUCAUCUAAUAUGGCGAAAAAGCGGAGAAUUGUUGAAGUAGUGGAUGAAAACUCAAGGUGUAAUGAUUUACAGCGUGAACAUGUGAAACCUUUUAUUAACAAUGUGAGCCUAGUCGAUAAAGGGGGUCCUCAAUGGUCUCGUGUCCUUUGUGGUUCUUUUACUGUGGAAGAGCAAGAGCCGGACUUUUCCUACUUUAAUGACAGAAUUCGUAAUCUGUGGAAAGCACACGACAUUGAAAUUGAAUAUAUCAUGAAGAAGCUUAAGGGUUUUUAUAUUUUCAUAUUCAACACUGAUGAAGGUAUGUUAGAUGCUCUAGAAAAAGGACCAUGGACCAUCGAUGAUGUCCAAAUUGUUCUCAAGAGGUGGGGUCCGGGUCACUUUCUUGACAAGCAUAAAGAAGAUAAAAAGAACCCUGUUUGGAUUCGAAUGUAUGACGGCCUUGCGGGUUGUGGAAGUUGGAUGUGGUGA